Messenger RNA from Chroicocephalus ridibundus (black-headed gull), 1260 nucleotides. It is a transcript of the gene POU4F2, whose product is annotated as POU class 4 homeobox 2. The coding region runs from base 1 to 1260 and encodes 419 amino acids. Gene Ontology annotation, biological process: regulation of transcription by RNA polymerase II. The transcript has 2 exons. Gene Ontology annotation, molecular function: DNA-binding transcription factor activity, RNA polymerase II-specific; RNA polymerase II cis-regulatory region sequence-specific DNA binding. Lineage: Eukaryota; Metazoa; Chordata; Aves; Charadriiformes; Laridae. The record is from RefSeq and is a predicted model, not a curated record.
AUGAUGAUGUCCCUGAGCAGCAAGCAGCCCUUCGGCCUCCCCCACGGCGGCGGCGGCGGCGGCCUCCACGAAACCAAGUACUCGGCCCUGCACACCGCCUCGCCCUGCCCCUCCGCCGCCGCCCCCGCCGCCAGCUCCCCCAGCAGCACCGGCACCGGCGGCUCCGCCGGACGCGGCUCCGGCUCCGGCCCCGGCUCCGGCUCCGGCUCCGGUCCCGGCAGCGGCGGCUCCGGCUCCGGCUCGGGCUCCGGCCCCGGCGGCGGCGGCGGCGGCGGCGGCGCGGAGGCGAUGCGGCGGGCCUGCCUGCCCGCCCCUCCGAGCAAUAUAUUCGGCGGUCUGGACGAGAGCCUGCUGGCCCGCGCCGAAGCCCUGGCAGCGGUGGACAUCGUCUCCCCGAGCAAGAGCCACCACCACCACCCGCCGCACCACAGCCCCUUCAAGCCGGACGCCACCUACCACACCAUGAACACCAUCCCCUGCACCUCGGCCGCCUCCUCCUCCUCGGUGCCCAUCUCCCACCCGUCCGCCCUGUCGGGCACCCACCACCACCACCACCAUCACCACCACCACCACCACCAGCCCCACCAGGCGCUGGAGGGGGAACUCUUGGAGCACCUGACGCCGGGGCUGGCGCUGGGGGCCAUGGCCGCCCCCGACGGCGCCGUGGUCUCCACGCCGGGCCACGCUCCCCACAUGGCCGGCAUGAACGCCAUGCACCCGGCGGCGCUGGGCAUGGCCCACGCCCACGGGCUACCGGCCCACAUGGGCUGCAUGAGCGACGUGGACGCCGACCCCCGCGACUUGGAGGCCUUCGCCGAGCGCUUCAAGCAGCGCCGCAUCAAGCUGGGGGUGACCCAGGCCGACGUGGGCUCGGCGCUGGCCAACCUGAAGAUCCCCGGGGUGGGCUCCCUCAGCCAGAGCACCAUCUGCCGCUUCGAGUCCCUCACCCUCUCCCACAACAACAUGAUCGCCCUCAAGCCCAUCCUGCAGGCCUGGCUGGAGGAGGCCGAGAAGUCCCACCGCGAGAAGCUGGCCAAGCCCGAGCUCUUCAGCGGCGCGGAGAAGAAGCGCAAGCGGACCUCCAUCGCCGCCCCCGAGAAGCGCUCGCUGGAGGCCUACUUCGCCCUCCAGCCCCGGCCCUCCUCCGAGAAGAUCGCCGCCAUCGCCGAGAAGCUGGACCUCAAGAAGAACGUGGUCCGCGUCUGGUUCUGCAACCAGCGCCAGAAGCAGAAGCGCAUGAAGUACUCGGCCGGCAUCUGA